Messenger RNA from Hipposideros armiger (great roundleaf bat), 2070 nucleotides. Its product is annotated as coiled-coil domain-containing protein 126. Gene Ontology annotation, cellular component: membrane. NCBI's taxonomy places the organism in Eukaryota, Metazoa, Chordata, Mammalia, Chiroptera, Hipposideridae. The transcript has 12 exons. The record is from RefSeq and is a predicted model, not a curated record. Bases 620 to 1942 code for a protein of 440 amino acids.
UGCUUUCCAACGUGGGGGAAGGGCCCGGCGGGCCAGGAGGCGGAGCGGAAGCGGAGAGCUAGGGAAGAGGAGAGUAGAAUCUUCACAAGCUGGAAAACCAAUCUCGUCCCUGAUUCCCAGCCCCGGCCUUUCUCCAUCCCGACCUGGAGGCUGCUUGGCAAGCGCGGGACGCAGCUGACGCCGGCUAAUCAGCUUUCGCUGCGCCGCCCUGGCUCGGGAGCCGGUUGGCGGCGGCGACGGUGACUAGAACCCCACAGGCAAGCUCAGCUUUGUUCUACUUUGAGAGAGAGCAAGUCAGAUGCCCCUCCUUUUAACUCCCUCUUCAAAACUCAGUUUCUGGGUGACUGCUUCAGAGAUACAUAAGAGGAUUGAACACCACCCCCACGCUGCCCGGGCCAGCUGUGUCCUUUGCAGGAUCCUUGGAGGAGCUUAAGUGUGUGUUUCGGCAGAUUUUACAGAGUUAACUAAGAGUUGGAGGCAACCUUGCUGAAGAUGAAGAAGAAUAUGCAGCAUUAAAGGAGGAGGAGGAAAUUUUUUCUUUUUUCUUUCAAAAGUCUUGAUUGUUUGGUGGCUUGCCUCUAGUUACCACUUUCAGCUGAGUCUGUUUGCUUCAUCAGAAAUGAUUUUUACAAUCUCAAGAAAACAUAUGUCCCAGAAAUUGAGUUUACUGUUGCUUGUAUUUGGACUCAUUUGGGGAUUGAUGUUACUGCAUUAUACUUUUCAACAACCAAGGCAUCAAAGCAGUGUCAAAUUACGUGAACAAAUUCUAGACUUAAGCAGAAGAUAUGUUAAAGCUCUAGCAGAGGAAAAUAAGAACACAGUGGAUGUUGAGAAUGGAGCUUCGAUGGCAGGAUAUGCGGAUCUAAAAAGAACGAUUGCUGUCCUUUUGGAUGACAUUUUACAACGCUUAGUAAAGCUUGAAAACAAAGUCGACUAUAUUGUUGUGAACGGCUCAGCAACCAACACUACCAAUGGUACUAGUGGGAAUCUGAUGCAGAUGACUUUUUCAAAAGAGAGAAAUGGAAGGUUGCCUUGUUCAGGAUGUGAGCGAGGGAGUCCAGGGAUGGAUGGGAAGAAGUGUGGGAAUUGUGAUCAAAGGUGGAUUCUUAGAAUUGUAGGUGAGGACGAUGGAGGGAAACUUUUUACUCCUGAAGAAUAUGAAGAAUACAAAAGAAAAGUUUUACCUAUGCGCUUACAGAACAGAUUAUUUGUCAGCUGGCGAUCACCAACAGGAAUGGACUGUAAACUUGUGGGUCCAGAGACACUGUGUUUUUGUACACAUAGGUAUAAACAACAUCAAACUGACUUUGAAACGAUUCCACAGCAGCGCCCCAUUUGUCUGCCUUGUCGAGUGACCGGCUGCCAGUGCAGGGCUUAUGCCUUUGUACCUUUGAAUGGAGCACAGCCCAUUCGCUGCAGGUGCAAGCACUUUGCAGAUCAGCACAGUGUUGCACCUAGCUUUCCGUGCAAUGCCUGUUCCAAGUGUUCAGGAUUCCAUAGCUGCUUCACUUGUGCUUGUGGUCAGCCUGCAUAUGCCCACGACACAGUAGUGGAAACUAAGCAAGAAAGACUGGCCCAAGGAAAACCAGUGGGACGGGAUGUUCCUUAUGCAGCCAUGGGAGGACUGACUGGCUUCAGCUCACUGGCAGAAGGCUACAUGCGGUUAGAUGACAGUGGAAUUGGUGCACCUUCAGCUGAAUUUUUAGACUCUCCAGUUGCGGCCACAGACCACCCCUUUCUAAAAGCAUUUCAAGCAGCAUCUAGUUCUUCUCCAGAAACACUAACAGAUGUAGGUACAAGUAGUAAAGUUUCUUCCUUAAGGAGACCUGAAGAGGAUGAUAUGGCUUUCUUUGAAAGACGGUACCAGGAAAGGAUAAAAAUGGAGAAAGCUGCUAAGCAUAAAGGAAAAGCACCGUUGCCACCAAGUACAAAACCUUCAUGAAGACCAUUUGGGAAAUUAAAACCGUCAUCCAAAUAUAUAUUUUUUGUGUUUAUUUAAAUACAAUAAUAUAGUUUAUUUUCUCUCAAAUUAUUUACUUUUAGUGUAUAAAAAUGUCUUUUUGGAUUUUU